GCGGAGGAGGUCAAGGCCGAGAUGCGAUUCUGUUGGGAGAACUACCGAAAGCAGGCCUGGGGCUACGACGAAGUGUUCCCAGUGACCGGAGGCGGCCAGAACCCGCUCGGGGGACUCGGGGUUACCAUCGUGGACAGCUUGGACACCUUGUACUUAAUGGGGCUGCACAAGGAAUUUCGAGAGGGGUUGGAGUUUGUCCGGAACGAACUGAACGUGACGGCGCCGAAAGCGGAUUUUACGUCUCGAAAAGCGCACCUAGACGAUCUGCGGUUGCUAAAUCGUCCAGACACUUCAGGAGGACGAGAAUUGAACAAACACAGGAAAAGAGAGGAAAAAAAGUUCUCCACCUUCGAGAUCACCAUUCGCGCCUUGGGUGGACUGCUCUCCGCCUACAGUCUGAGCUCCGAAAAACCGCUGCUGCAGAAGGCAGAGCAGCUGGGCGACACGCUGCUC
Molecule: messenger RNA, 453 nt
Organism: Amoebophrya sp. A120
Lineage: Eukaryota; Dinophyceae; Syndiniales; Amoebophryaceae
Source: the annotation of a GenBank genome assembly